ACAAAUUUCUGGCAUUGAUUAUCGCCUAUGUUUGCGGUUGUUAUUUGCUAAACACCAAAUUUGUUUUAUCAGAAGAUUUCAUUUUGCAGAGUCCAUGGUUGCUUACACAUAUUGGAUCUUGGACUGACCUUUGUCAUCCUUGCUGGACUCUUCUCCAUUAUUGCUUUCACUUCUCUCUCUCGUUUCUUUCUUUUUUAUUUUUUUAAUCUUUUUAUGUGAAUCAGAGAAUCUUCUUCAUGAGUCUGUGAUUUCUUCAUUAAAAAUAUAUGAAAAAAAGUUGAUGUUUUUCCCUUUCUUGAUCUGAAACUAAAUACAAUUUAUUGUUUUUUAAACUUGUUUUAAUUGGUGAUGGCUGGUGGUGAUAGCGAGUGACAUAACUGUAAAACCCGGGGUGGCGCCGUGCAAGCCAUAGAGUGAAGCAGAAGGGGCAAAUGUCUUAGUUGCAAAGGCUCACUUCUGUUCUCUUUGGCCUUUUCUUCUCUCAAUUUUUCUCUCCACCCAAAGAAAAAUCCUUUUUUUAAUUUCUCUCAGCUAAGCUUAUUAAAGACUUUGCAUUUCGUUUUCCUGCUUAUUAUUACCCCACUACUAUCAUUUUGACGCCAAGUGAUUGCAAUUUGCUGAGCAAAUGAUGGCCCUCUCUUCAUCUGAUGACACCUGAGAGGACCCAUCACACGGUUCUGCUUAUUUUGCUUCCUCAUAUGGUUAAUUAAUAGUCACUUGCUUUGUUUUUAUUGUUGGCUUUGGACAUCUGGUUUUGCCUUGUUUUGUUCGUAUGACAUAUAGUCUGUUUUGUUCGAUGCACGCAUAGGUUUGUUUGUUUGAUUUUAUUGAUCACCUGAUCUGUUUUCUCUGCCCAAUAGUUAAAAGGGAUUAAACUACUGCAAAAUUUUCUUUGUUGAACUAGGUCAGUAACUAAGAGUUUGAUUAUUCGGUUUGUGAUCUGUGAUUCUUUCUUUCUUUCAGGGUAUUUAGUUAGUGGUUAUUAGUGCUGAGAGGGUUGAAAUCUUGGUUCUGGAAAAGAUGAGCGGAGCUGUGCUUGUGGCUGUAGCUGCUGCGGUUGGUAACUUACUGCAGGGAUGGGAUAAUGCAACCAUCGCAGGGGCUGUUUUAUACAUAAAAAGGGAAUUUAAGUUGGAAAGUGAACCAACUAUAGAAGGGCUAAUUGUGGCUAUGUCUCUUAUUGGAGCCACUGUGAUAACUACGUGUUCUGGAGCCAUAUCAGACUGGCUAGGGCGCCGUCCUAUGUUGAUAAUCUCUUCUAUACUCUAUUGCGUGAGUGGUGUUGUGAUGUUUUGGUCUCCCAAUGUUUAUGUUCUACUCUUGGCAAGGCUUUUGGAUGGAUUUGGUAUUGGUUUGGCAGUAACUCUUGUUCCAGUUUAUAUAUCUGAGACUGCACCACCUGAAAUCAGGGGAUUGUUGAAUACUCUUCCUCAGUUCACUGGAUCUGGUGGCAUGUUUAUGUCAUACUGUAUGGUGUUUGGAAUGUCCUUGACGAAGGCACCGAAUUGGAGAUUGAUGCUUGGGGUUCUUUCUAUUCCCUCUCUUGUUUAUUUUGCUUUGACUGUACUUUACUUGCCCGAGUCUCCAAGGUGGCUUGUGAGUAAAGGAAGGAUGCUUGAGGCUAAGAAGGUUUUGCAGAGGCUUCGUGGCAGGGAAGAUGUAUCUGGUGAGAUGGCUUUAUUGGUUGAAGGACUUGGCAUUGGGGGUGAAACAUCAAUAGAAGAGUACAUAAUUGGCCCAGCCAAUGAUGUCACUGAUGACCAAGACAUAUCUGUGGACAAAGAUCAUAUCAAGUUAUAUGGGCCUGAACAAGGUCUCAGCUGGGUUGCCAAACCCGUCACUGGGCGGAGCACUAUCAGUCUUGUGUCUCGGCGUGGAAGCAUGAAAAACCAGAGUGUGCCUCUCAUGGAUCCUCUUGUCACCCUUUUUGGUAGUAUACAUGAAAAGCUCCCUGAUACAGGAAGCAUGAGAAGUAUGCUUUUUCCACGCUUUGGCAGCAUGUUCAGUGUGGGAGGGAAUCAAGCUAGAAAUGAAGAGUGGGAUGAGGAAAGCCAAACCAGAGAGGGUGAGGAUUAUCCAUCUGAUGCUGCUGGUGGUGAUUCUGAUGAUAAUUUGCAGAGUCCAUUAAUCUCACGUCAGACUACAAGCAUGGACAAAGACUUGGUGCCACCUGCCCAUGGAAGCCUUUCAAGCAUGAGGCAUGGCAGUUUGAUGCAAGGAAAUGCUGGAGAGCCAGUUGGCACUGGGAUUGGUGGUGGUUGGCAAUUAGCAUGGAAAUGGUCUGAGAGAGAAGGCCAAGAUGGAAAAAAAGAAGGAGGUUUUAAAAGAAUUUAUUUGCAUCAAGAGGGCGUCCCUGGUUCUCGGCGUGGAUCUCUGGUUUCUAUGCAUGGUGGUGAUGCCCCUGCAGAGCCUGAAUUCAUCCAGGCUGCUGCAUUGGUUAGCCAACCAGCUCUUUACUCCAAGGAGCUUGCAAAUCAUCAUCCAAUUGGACCAGCUAUGGUUCACCCUUCUGAAACUAUUGCUAAAGGGCCUAGUUGGGCGGACCUCUUUGAGCCUGGAGUCAAGCAUGCAUUGGCUGUUGGGGUUGGAAUUCAAAUACUUCAGCAGUUCUCUGGCAUAAAUGGGGUUCUGUACUACACUCCCCAAAUUCUUGAGCAGGCAGGUGUGGGUGUUCUUCUUUCAAACAUGGGAAUUAGUUCAGCUUCUGCAUCUCUGCUUAUUAGCGCAAUUACAACAUUGUUAAUGCUUCCUUGUAUAGCUGUAGCCAUGAGGCUCAUGGAUAUCUCUGGAAGAAGGACUUUGUUACUUAGCACAAUUCCUGUCUUGAUAGUCUCUCUCCUUGUCCUAGUCAUUGGAAGCGCAGUGAAUCUAGGCAGUGUUGUAAAUGCAUCUAUCUCCACUGCUAGUGUUAUAAUCUACUUUUGUUGCUUUGUCAUGGGAUUUGGGCCGAUUCCUAACAUACUCUGUGCAGAAAUCUUCCCCACUCGUGUUCGUGGCCUCUGCAUUGCUAUAUGUGCACUCGCAUUUUGGAUUGGUGACAUUAUUGUUACCUACACACUUCCAGUUAUGCUCAAAUCUAUUGGUCUUGCUGGUGUUUUUGGGUUGUAUGCAGUCGUGUGCAUCAUAUCAUUAGUAUUUGUGUUCUUGAAAGUUCCAGAAACCAAGGGCAUGCCCCUUGAAGUAAUAACUGAGUUCUUCUCUGUUGGUGCGAAGCAGGCUGCAGCUGCCAAGAACAACUGACGGUUGUCAGCUUCCAGUGAGAAGUUUUGACUUGUUUCAUUUGUAAUUUCUUUUAGGUGUGGGUAUCCAGACUCUAUAUUUUUGUAGAAAGAAAGUUUGUUUAUAUUUUGCCAUUGUUGGUUUUGCUUUUGUAUGACUGGAGUUUUAUUUCUAACUCAAAGUUGAAAGAUCUGAGGUUGACAUUGAUGCAUACAAGGAUUUAUGAACAUAACUGUUUAGUCUA
Messenger RNA from Hevea brasiliensis (rubber tree), 3463 nucleotides. Its product is annotated as monosaccharide-sensing protein 2. The transcript has 5 exons. Gene Ontology annotation, molecular function: myo-inositol:proton symporter activity. Lineage: Eukaryota; Viridiplantae; Streptophyta; Magnoliopsida; Malpighiales; Euphorbiaceae. Gene Ontology annotation, biological process: transmembrane transport. The coding region runs from base 1021 to 3240 and encodes 739 amino acids. The record is from RefSeq and is a predicted model, not a curated record. Gene Ontology annotation, cellular component: membrane.